Fusarium oxysporum Fo47 is the source of this 576-nucleotide messenger RNA. RefSeq lists its product as uncharacterized. NCBI's taxonomy places the organism in Eukaryota, Fungi, Ascomycota, Sordariomycetes, Hypocreales, Nectriaceae. The coding region runs from base 1 to 576 and encodes 191 amino acids. The transcript has a single exon. The record is from RefSeq and is a predicted model, not a curated record.
AUGGAAGAAGAUAAGAAAUUACAGGAAUUGAUUGAAGUAAUUAGUCAACUCUUACAGCUCGCAACUUCGUACGAGCGGCUGCGGUUACAAAGCUCCGUUCAGUUAUUGGGCGCAUGCGCCACCAUCCAGCCACGCCAAUGCAUUGUUAACUUGUUGAACCAAGAGCUACAGGACCAGAUUGUUUGGGCUAACAUGUACCGGAAUUAUCAGAGCCAACCAGAUGUAACCACAGUACAAGUGGGCAAUGGCUGGCGGAGCGCAUCCUUCGACGGGGACGAUUGGUUGCACGAGUUCGCCAAUGAAGUGUUGGAGGGCGCAGAAACGAUAUGCAUGAUAUUGGAUCAAUCACCAGAGCACAUACAUGUUAGAGGGGGUUGGAUUCCGGUGGUCCGCCGCUCCCGUUCGUCCAGGGCCGAUGAUGAUCAGUGCUCUGCUUCGGAGUUUGAUGACAUGGGCGAGGAGGAGGUACCCAUCGGCGGAGAUGAUGCCGAGUACUGGGGGCCAAAAGAGUCACAUGAGGACGACCGAGAUAUUUCGGAACUCGGACCAAAAAAGCUUUGCUUCUGGUACUUUUGA